This is a messenger RNA of Danio aesculapii, 4148 nucleotides long. RefSeq lists its product as uncharacterized. The coding region runs from base 59 to 3724 and encodes 1221 amino acids. Gene Ontology annotation, molecular function: protein kinase activity; ATP binding; double-stranded RNA adenosine deaminase activity. The record is from RefSeq and is a predicted model, not a curated record. The transcript is spliced from 30 exons. NCBI's taxonomy places the organism in Eukaryota, Metazoa, Chordata, Actinopteri, Cypriniformes, Danionidae. Gene Ontology annotation, biological process: protein phosphorylation.
UGACUCAGAUAACAUUAAACACUCAGUAAAGUCUGCUUCUUUUUAUUCGACAUUCGCAAUGGAGUCUCUGUCAGGGAAUUAUACUUCUCUGCUGAAUGAAUACCAGCAGAAAACCCAAUGCACUGUUGAUUUUGAGGAGGGACCCACUGAUGGACCAAGCCACAAUAAAAGGUUCACUAUGAGAGCUAUUGUGAAUGGACAGAAAUUUCCUGAUGGUACUGGUAAAACCAAGAAGGAGGCAAAGCAAAAUGCUGCUAAAAACGCCCUGGAAGGCUUGAAGAGCACUCACAGUGAUGAGCCGACACCCUCAGCGGUUGAAAACAUUUCCAUUAAUAAAUUUACAUCUCAUCCGAAUUAUACGUGCUGGCUCAAUGAGCAUUCGCAGAAGAGCAGGUUAUUGUUCAAGGCCUGCGAGUCGACUAAGAUGGAUACCGGAAACCUCACUCGGUUUACUUAUGUGUGUAAGUAUGUUUGCGAUGAUAAAGAGUUUCCUGAAGGUUAUGGGAAAAAUAAGAAGGAAGCCAAAGAGGCAGCGGCUCUUCGUGUUUAUGAAGAGCUCAACAAAACACAAAAUACAGAGGUCUUGGAUGAGAACAGCAAUAGAGCUCAGAGGUCAGAAACUACAUCUUAUAGCCUGGACCGCCAUUCGAGUGUUGCAGAUGAUUCUCGAAGCACCACGCCAGACAACAACUACAUCGCAUAUCUCAAUAACUACUGCCAGAAGAAAAAACGUGUAUAUGACUUCAAGUUAGUGGAUAGAAGAGGUCCUCCUCACAACCCAAUAUUUGUUUAUAAAGUUGUGAUGGAUGGGAGGGAAUACCCUGAUGCACAAGGAAGAAGCGCUAAAGAAGCAAAACAAAAUGCAGCUCAACACGCUUGGAGUGAAAUUCGGGAUCAGUCUGGCUGGACCACACCGAGUUCUGAAGAUGGCACAUUCUCCCAAUCCCAAGAUACAUCUAAAUCUGAAGAUGUCCAGCGCUCAGCAAACGCCUCCAGCACAAGUGAUUUCAUCUCCUUCAGAGACUCUGCUGCUGCCAGUUCUCCAAUGGCCACCAGUCCUUCUGUGGGCCCACUGGAUGUUAAGCCAAAAAUAAAAUUAGCACCAAGGUUUCUGUCACCAAACGGCCGGGACAGGAGUAAAGAGGCUGGUCCUGACAUGAAGGUACCAAACCCAGCAAAGGCAUCAGGAGCUCAAUCUUCAAACAGUGCUACUAAAUCAAGAUUUUUAGAAGACUUUGACUCAAUAAAUCCGAUCGGCAAAGGUGGCUUUGGUCGAGUUUUCAAGGCAAGACGAAAGCUUGAGGACAAAUAUUAUGCUGUGAAGAUAGUGAAAAGUACAGAAAAAGCUCGUCGUGAGGUUGGUGCUUUGGCUGAUUUUAAUAACCCCAACAUCGUCCGCUACUUCUCAUCUUGGGAAGAGGACACAGCGUACAAACACGAGUCGUCAGAGAGCUUCUCAGACUCUGGCAGCGGCCCGGGAACAAAGUUUCUCUACAUUCAUAUGGAGUUUUGUGAAGGAAACACACUCCGAGCCUGGAUUAAAGAAAGAAACUCCUCAAACAAACACUCCCCGGAGCGGAGAACAGAAGCGGCUCAGAUCUACCGGCAGGUGCUGAAGGCUGUGGAGUAUAUUCACUCUAAGUUAUUGAUCCACAGAGACCUGAAGCCUCCAAACAUAAUGUUCAGCAGUGAGGGAAGAGUAAAGGUUGGAGACUUUGGCCUUGUGACUGCGGCAGAAAAUGAAAAUGAGGAGCAGCUGCUGGAACGGACUAAAAGGACGGGAACACGUACUUACAUGAGCCCAGAACAGAUGAAUCAAACAACAUAUGACAGAAAGGUGGACAUCUAUGCUCUGGGUCUCAUCUAUUUCGAACUCAUCUGGAAUCUUGGCACAGUGCACGAAAAGGAAAAGAUAUGGGAUAAAUUAAGAAUAAGGAUUUUUCCACAACAGUUCACGAAGAUGUUUAUCUUUGAGCACAAGCUGAUGGAGCGAAUGCUGAGUCCCACUCCUGAAGACAGACCAGACGCCACAGAGCUGAUCCUGGAUCUGGAUCAACAUUACACACUCCUGAAGACAGAUCAAGACCUCAGGACCAAACGGAGCAGGAAUCGAAACCGAAAGCUGGACAAGCCUACUUUAACACGAGAAUCUGGGCGUUUAAGGACUCUAGACCGACCAGAGGAGGUGGAAUACAACAUUCUGACAGACAAAAUGGCAAAAAUGUCCGCAGAAAAUGAAAUAGAGAGGAAGAUCUGUGAUUACCUGAGGAGACACGGCAGGAGCACCGUACAGGACAUUUUUAAAGAAUUAAAAUUAGAGAAAUCCACCGUGAACAGGCAUUUAUACAGCCUACAGACGUCAAAUCAGGUUUUUAAAACAGUGGAAAACAAUAAGCGGCCAGUCUGGGAUCUGGUGGAGAGGAUGAAUGACGUACAAAAAGCCAAACCAGAGCAAAUAAAGCCUGAGAUGACAAGAGACGCGUUUGAAGAAAAACAUGUGAUGGAUCUGCUGAAAUCAGGAGGUUUAAAAGCCUCUCAUAUCGCCAGCAAACUGGGACAACAAACACAAUCAACAAAUAAACUAUUGUACAGCUUGAUGGAGAAAGGUGAGGUACGCAAAUGCAGUAAAAGCCACAUGUGGACUCUGAAAAAUGACCAGGAGAGGAAUGGAAGUGACAGUGGUCACAAACUGACUUCGUUUUCAGGGAUGUCUCAAACUUUUGAUGUGAUCGAAGAGCUUGGUGAUGGAGGCUAUGGUUUUGUUUGCAAAGUAAAACAUAAGAUUGAUGACAAGAUCUAUGCUGUGAAGAGAGUCGAGUUUAACUGUGAAGCUGAACCUGAGGUGAAGGCAUUGGCUCGACUAGAUCACCCAAACAUAGUGCGGUACUUCACGUGCUGGCCUGAUUCUGACAACUGGAUGUCAAACCUAGAAACAAACGAAAAGUCAAACACAACAGGUUCUUCAACUGACACUGAUGAUACUGAUGAGAGAAGUGCUAGUGAUGAGGAUGAUGAUGAUGAUGUCAGUGAUGAUGUCACAUUAGGAAUGGAAAGUCUUAUCUCAACCAAAUCAACAUCCUCUGCUAAAGCCGGUGGACAGUGUGAUCCUUCAAAUCAGACAUAUUUAUUUAUUCAGAUGGAGUUUUGUGAGGGAGGAACACUGACGUCAUGGAUAGAGGAGAGAAAUUACGGUGGAAAGCAAAGAAUCGCUCUGGAAAUCCAUCAGAUAUUUUAUGAGAUCAGCAGUGGGGUGGAAUACAUCCAUUCAAACAAUCUCAUCCACAGAGACUUGAAGCCUGAUAACAUAUUGUUCAAUGACGGCAUAGUGAAGAUUGGAGAUUUUGGGUUGGUGGCAGCUCAGAAGAAUCCCAGCGGAGAUCCUAUAGAGCGGUCAAAGAGGAAAGGCACACUCACAUAUAUGAGUCCUGAACAGGAAAAUCUGAGGAAAUAUGAUGAAAAAACAGACAUUUUUCCCCUUGGACUGAUGUGGUUUGAAAUGCUGUGGAACAUGUCUUCUGGGAUGGAGAGAGCAAAGAUCUGGACAAAUUUGAGAAAUCAAAAGUUUCCUGAGCAGUUUUGUGAGAGAUAUCCAGCUGAAAAUAAAUUCAUAGAGAAGAUGCUGUCCGUGACACCAGAGGACAGGCCACACGCUAAAGACAUCAGACUAAAUCUGGAGACAUUUUUCUCUUUGCAUCAGAACAGCUUGAGUCAGAAAACCAUCUGACUUUUUUGAUGUCUGUUUGGUAGGAUGUUAAUGGUUUUCUGCAGAGCACUUUUAAGGGUUUUAUUGAUUCAUUCCAGGUUUAAUAAACUGUUUUAAUGCUGGGAUUUCCAAACUGGGUCUGCAGAAUAAUAUCAGAUGGUCCAUGGAAAAGUUGGCAGAAAAUAAAAAUAUUUAAUGCAUAAAAUAGUAAAUAAGAUUAUAAAAAAUAAAAAUUGACAUUUAAAUGAAUUAUCUUUAAUCAAACUUAUUUAAGUGUUCUUUAUGACAAAACAACGACAUACAAGUACAAAUGGGAUUAAACACCAACACUGAAUUAAAUACAUUUCAUUUACAUUUUAGGUUGGAGGUCUUUUAUAUGUUUGUGGCAUAUAAAAGACCCCCAAUGUAAUGAUGAUAUUAGAAUUUGGUCAUAAUAAGUAAAAUA